AUGGUAGUCUCACAAAUUUCAUCUGCAGAUAUAUUACACUUCAAUUCUCCUCAUUUGAUCUCCGAUCUGCCCACCGAACUAAAGUCCCGAAUUAUUGGUUUUCUUUCCGCACACGAUGUCACUAGCCUCCGUCUCACAUCGAGAGCCUGGGCCGGCGUAUGCGUCAUUGGAAUUUUCAAUGUCUGCACUGGACAGUCUAUCGAAAAAGGCGUGUUCUCCAUUCGACCACACCUCGAUGAUAUGACACGAUUACGAUCAAUUGCCAGUCUACCAUGGCUAGCGAAAGUAAUCAAACAUGUAAAAAUAUAUGUUGGGGAUCUCGACAUGCUGGAAUUCGAUCAUGAAGUUCAAAACGUGAACAAGUAUACUAAAAUUGAGAGCAUGUUCGAGAACAUGCUUUUCCAUUCUCUUUCACAACUCCCUGCCGUCAAGUCUGUUACUGCCACGGCUACAGAAUGUCCAUUUCUUGAAUCUGAGAUCAAUUUUACAUUGGCAUGGAAGCAGUUGAUUCGAAGAUGGAAUCGUGAGCCAGAUGCUCUUUACGACUCUUAUGAUACCACAUUUCCAACAAGAUCCGGCAUCCGACAUCUUAGUAUAUUGCUCGCAACACGACAACUUCAACAACCUCUUCAAAAACUAGCAUUGGAUUCUUUUCCUGUUGAUCUUUUUGUUGGUCACGAUAUAUAUGAUGAUGAAGACACGACUGAGCGAUCUUUUGGAAUACAUACUCAUUUCCUUCAUGAUAUGCAAAUUCUUACAUCUAAAGUCCAGGACCUUCGCAUUGGUAUCAAUUCCAUCAGCAAUAAUGCGACAACCUACGAACAUACACAUGUACUUGCUAAAUCUAUGAAUAUGUUCAUAGGAUCCAUGAAAUUUCUUCGGUCUUUGAAUAUCACUUUGAACAUGUCCUUUCGAUUUCCCAAUGAUUCAAUGGAAUUGAUGAAUCAAGUUGAUUUUUAUUCUAAUACAUUUCCACAUCUGGAAAACUUGGGUCUUUCGAAGGCAAAAAGUUUCGAUACAGCGUUCUACUCAUUCAUAUUCCGUCAUAAAUCAACCCUUAAAUCUUUAUUCCUUGGGCAUGAUUUCUUUCUCGUUCCUCAAAAUAGAUCUAAAGGUUGCGUAUCCUGGAAAUCUAUUCUAUUCAAAUUACGAGACUCGUUGACGUUGCAGAGAUUUCAGUUACUAGUAAGUGCUAGUGAUCAGCAGAUCUAUGAUCAGGAUUGGGAGCCCGUAAUACUAGAUGGGGAUAGUUUAUCUGAUGCCAAGUUAUUCGAGAUGUUUGUUUUGGGGAAAUGGGUAUGGCCGAUGAUAAACAUGGAUUAUCCUCAUUGGAGACGAUUGGAUGAGUGGAAGGGGUGGGUUAGGAGAGAUGGUUGGGGUAAAUUGAAGUCGAGGUCGAGAAGGGAUAUCAAGCAAUUGGAAUGGCGGGAUAUAAAUUUAUAG
Sclerotinia borealis F-4128 is the source of this 1443-nucleotide messenger RNA. The record is from the annotation of a GenBank genome assembly. NCBI's taxonomy places the organism in Eukaryota, Fungi, Ascomycota, Leotiomycetes, Helotiales, Sclerotiniaceae.